GCCUAGUUGUUGUCGUUGAUUUGGGAAUUCUUUAAAUCUGUCAUGUUCUAAAUUUAGAUGUGGGAAUUUUGUGUUGAAAACUGCUGGUGGUUUUUGACGAUUUUGAAUAAUUUACACACUAAUUUAGUUCAGACUUAAAGUAUCGUAUCACUAUCAAAAUGAAUAUUGAGGAUGCCUACAAGUGUGACCAAAUUAAGAUUGCUCAGCAGCGGGAUCUGCUUCUUCACCGACUGCAUGUGCAAGAAACAGCAAGACCAUCGCACCAUGAUCCACUGAAUAAGAUUAAGGUGAUCCAUUCUAAAGUAGAGGCAGCAGCUGGUGAUCAUAUUGCAGGACCUGGUGUCAACCCCAUCAUUGGACAAGCCCUGCCAAAGAAAGUUCCUAAAUAUUUGAUCCAUGAUUUUUUGACAGGGGCUAAAAAUCCCACCCAGUGUCUACAUGAGUUUUGUUCUCUUCAGCGGCUAACUAUAAAAUUUCAAGAGGCCCCUGCACCCAUGUCUGCAUAUUGUAUUACACAGUUUGGCUCCAUGGCUAUAAUAAAUGGAGUUUCACAUGAAACUGGUGUUGGUAAAUCUAAGAAAGAAGCUAAAAAUGAUGCCUCCAGAAAGACAUUGACAGCUCUUCUGGGCCUAACUACUGAUGAUCUUCAUGACAAAACUAAAAAUCAUGAGGUAAUGUUUGAUUGCCAUGGACGAAAAGUCUAUGUGAUGAAAGACGAUCUCGACUUAGAGAAUCCCUUUGCGGCAGAGCAAGAUUUAGUUGCAAGUAGUGGUGGCCAUUUUCAGAUGAACUUCAAUGAGAAUGUGGCAUUACCAUCAGAAGAGAUGUGGAGGUUACCAAGUAAAGAAAACUAUGCGGAUUUUCAAAUAAAGAGGGAAGCAGAAACAAAAUUGCAACCACAGAAACCCAUACAAGUAAAUAAUGGACAAGCAAUGCCAGCAUAUGGACAACACCCCUCUGGUGUACCAACUGUAACAAAUGGUAAUGCACAAGAUGUGAGACCAAAACAGCAGGGGGAACCAAGUGAUAUGCUGCCUGCUUUACUGAAUGCAGAAUCCAACAUAAUAGGGGGUCCAACAGAAGAUGAUGAAAUUGCUGGUGUUGCAAAGGCCAAUCCCAAGGUAGGAAAACCAUUCCCAGGCUGCCAAGUUCUAAAUUCCAAGAGGAGCUACUGUGCUAUCAUAAUGAAGAGUGGGGCUGAUGACCCAGGUCGUAUCAUAUGCUUAGGAACAGGUCAUUCUUCGGUCGAGGGCAGACAUCUGAAAAAAGAUGGCCGUGUAAACAUUGACAACUUUGGAUUGACAAUUACAAGAAGAUCUUUCUUGAGGUUUUUAUAUCGGGAAUUAAAAGCCUUUAUGGAGAAAUCGCCAACAGAUUCCAUAUUUGAACAUGUACCAGGCUCUCAUUUACUCUCACUCAAGGAUGGAAUAACCUUUCACCUCUACAUGAAUUCUGCUCCAAAUGGUGAUGCAACACAUUUUGUCAAGCCGAUUGAAAACUUACCAAUUGCCAGUGCGGAAGAUCUGAAUUUAAUGAGUACGGGAGAACACAUACCAAAAAUGGAUGUAGAUACACCCCAGGGAAGAUUAUCGCUGAAGACAAAUGCAGGACAUGUUUUGGAUGUGGACAAAAUUAAAGGGAAAGUUCAAAUGAAAUUUGAAUCUCUCAUGCAACAGGCUCAGUUGCCAUUAAUGAGUGACUCGGAUAAGCUUUUGUGUUGGAAUGUUGUGGGGCUACAAGGGGCAUUGCUAAGCUACUUCAUCAAGCCAGUUUAUUUGAUGUCUCUAACUGUUGGGAACCUUUUCCAUCAUGGCCAUCUAUCCAGGGCCAUGUGUUGUCGAUUACCAGAUGAUUUUCAACAAAGUUUAACUCCUGAGUAUUUUAUAAACCAUCUCCUGAUUGGCCGAGUUACUACUUACACGCCCAAUCAGGAUGAUUUUCAAGAGUUUACUAGUGUCAACUGGAGUUUAGGAGAUGCUCAGUAUGAAGUGAUUGACACGAAGACUGGCUGCUGUACUGAUUAUUCACCAUUUCGUAGUUCAUCAUCUGGGGCAAGUAGGCUAUGUAAAGCAGCAUUUUUUAGUAGAUUCAAGUCAGUUUGUCAAGCUCUUAAACGAGAGGAUUUGGUCCAUAUUAGUAACUAUCAUAAUGCCAAGAGUGGCUGUGAGGACUACAACAAAAGUAAGGCAGCGUUGCUGGACUACUUGGAACAGAACAAUCUAGGAAAGUGGGUAAAGUUGCCCACAGAACUAAGUGUUUUUAACAAGUGAGAUAUUUUAAGCAUUUAUCCCAGUAUUGACUUGCAACUUUUCUAUUACCAUUUUAUAAAUAUUUUUGAACCAUAUUGCAGUAGUUUAUUCAGAACAAGAAAGCUUUUAUGUAAAAAUAAUAGAUGGAACUGGUAUUCGUCUUGCUAUGCAUAUUAAGAUUGUAAUCAUCCUGAGUUCAGUGCUUGUGAUUGGAUGUGAUGUAACACUUGACACCAUAUCUGUAUCAAAAGUAUUGAACUGUUUGAUUAAUGUAUAUGCUGGACUGUAUAAAGUUGUUUCAGUGAUGUUAUACUGAACAAAGGAUAAGUAAUGAGUAGUAUAGUACAAGUACAUUUGAUCACACGGUUAACAGUGACAUGAAAGAAUUUCUCUGUGAAUCAUUUUUUACUGACAGUUUGAGAUUAUCAUGGAUGGCACCUUUACAUUAGGCUUCUCAUUAGUUCCUGUACAUAUUCUAUUCAGAAAGCACUGAAGUGCCCUUGCUCUGUGUUGCUAUUGUCAAAAAAGCUAACCACUUGUUUGAAUUUUGUCAUACUUGCCAAUAAUCCUUAUCUUUGCAAAUUGUUUUAAUGAAUAUAUUUAGGCUGUACAAAAAUUAAAAAAAACAAAGUUGAGAGUUGCCCAAAAUCGUGUUGUAUUUUGAUUCUCGCUGUGCAUUUUGCUUGUGCCCUGUCACUUUCCGCCUAGAAUAGAAUGCCUAAGCACUGAUUACUAGUUGCAACAGGGAGCUGUGUGUGUGUGACCGAUGCCUGGACAUGAUGUGCUAUAGAAGAUCAACACAUUACCGUAAAACAUUGAAUUGAAGCCCAUCUCCCCUCUUUGGUUUGCAAAAUUAGCCUCGAAAAGAAGCAAAAUAAAUUAAAAACAUGCUUGAUUGAUACAGUAGUUUAGAUGAUUUAAUGUCAGUUAAUACGCUCUAUGAUACAGAUUGAUGUUUCAUAGUACAAAUAAAAAAGAAGCCCAGAGCUUCAAUUCGAGGUUUUACGGUAUGUUGUUACUAAUAACAGCUAUUGUCCUUGUAAUGUAAAAUUGUGUAUGAAGUAGUACAAUAGCGAUAACAGUAAAAUUUACAAAAUAAGACCUCACUUGUAUAAAUAUUUACAUACAAGAUCAUUGAACAUUGAGUUAUUAAUACAAAUAAACAAUUAAUGAGACAGUAUUGUAUAAUAAUACAGUAGUAGAAAUUGUUAGUGUGUUAGACACUUUUUAUAUAUAUUGAUCAUAUUAUAGAUGUAUACACUUUAGUUACUUACAAUUAAGUGGAGCAGAUUGAAGCUUCUUAAGGCACCUGGAAACAUUUUAAUUCUCAUAAUUAGUUUUGGGAAUGGUCUGGACCCAAUAUUGUGAAGCUUCCAGUCUAAUGGUGCAGGCUGAAAAUGCAACAACAGAAAAUUCAUUCUCAUUGAAAUUCUUCUCAAUCCUUAUCAACACUUGGAAAGGUUAUGAACCCUAGAGACAUCAUGUGGCUUCAAAUCUAGUGGUGCAGGUUGAAACUUCUAGGGUAACAGGAGUCUUCUCAAUCCUCAUAAUCAGACAUAGAAUUGUCACAUACCUAACGGUAGAUGUUCUGGGUUCAAAUCCUGCAUUAUUCAUAUUGCAACUUAUUUCCUUCUUUAUUUUGUGAUGUCAUUGUAAUAUAGUAUGAAAUAUAGUGUCGUUUUAUAGCACCUUCUUUCUAUGUAUAUAUAAAAUAUAACAUUUUACUCUAGUACCAGUUUAAAAUGUACAUUAAAAUUUUAGUUUGUUUGAUCAGCCAUACCAGGUGCCAUCAUAAUGAUAUUCAAAUUGCAGUUAAAAUUCAUUUGAAUAUUCAAAUACAUUAGAAUGUACUUCAGGAUUACAAAUCAUUACUUAUCAUAAUAUAAGAUUUUCAUUUGUUGGAAAAGUUUUUAAGUAUAUGUAUAAACAUUUAAUAAAAAAUAUAUCAUUUCAGUGUAGAACUAAACAAUCAGUAAAUAUAUUUUUUGUGUGGCUAUUUCUUUAAAUUAAUCUAACAAAACUGUUUUAUUAGAUUGAUAAACUAGAUGAAUCUGCUUACAUUUUGAUUAGCUUUUGGUUGUCAGGAUAGAAGUUAGAAUAAAGAACAGCAAUGCUUGAAUUAUCUUAAUUCCAGACCAGUUUAAUAAUUACAUCCAUUUUUCAUGCUAACAAGGGCUGGACAGGUUUUAGUGACUGAAUGUACAUUUUUUCAUGAGCUGAGUCCAAUGCUAUUAUUAUAAACUUUGUGUUUUGAUCAUUGUAAAUGAGAUAUUAUUGAGAGAUAGUGAGUUGUUUUUUAUAAUUGUAUUUUUGAUUGAGGCUUUAUUUUUCAUAUAAAAUAGUCAUUUGAAAGGCAUUCUUUCGUUUGUAAAACCAUGUUUUGUUCUAUUUCUAUUGUUAAAUUUAAAAGAAAUUACAAUGUACUGUAGUUUAAUUGUAGUGUUGUUCCACUUGUAAUUGUUAAUGUAACACAUUAAAAUGACUUUAAUAUCAAA
Anneissia japonica is the source of this 4744-nucleotide messenger RNA. Its product is annotated as double-stranded RNA-specific adenosine deaminase-like. NCBI's taxonomy places the organism in Eukaryota, Metazoa, Echinodermata, Crinoidea, Comatulida, Comatulidae. Gene Ontology annotation, biological process: RNA processing; adenosine to inosine editing. Gene Ontology annotation, molecular function: double-stranded RNA binding; tRNA-specific adenosine deaminase activity; double-stranded RNA adenosine deaminase activity. The record is from RefSeq and is a predicted model, not a curated record. The coding region runs from base 159 to 2270 and encodes 703 amino acids. Gene Ontology annotation, cellular component: cytoplasm; nucleolus. The transcript is spliced from 12 exons.